This is a messenger RNA of Penicillium verhagenii, 2799 nucleotides long. RefSeq names its product putative C6 transcription factor QutA. Gene Ontology annotation, biological process: DNA-templated transcription; positive regulation of transcription by RNA polymerase II. The record is from RefSeq and is a predicted model, not a curated record. NCBI's taxonomy places the organism in Eukaryota, Fungi, Ascomycota, Eurotiomycetes, Eurotiales, Aspergillaceae. Gene Ontology annotation, molecular function: DNA-binding transcription factor activity, RNA polymerase II-specific; zinc ion binding; DNA binding. The transcript has 2 exons. Bases 1 to 2799 code for a protein of 932 amino acids.
AUGAGCUCUGACCCUCGCCAAGCCACUGGCGCGAGCGGAAAAUCCAAACGUCGCUGGACCGACCCUGAAGACGAUGGUAAAAUGAACGGCCCGGACGACCUAUCAUCCCAGCCCAAGCGGCAGCGUGUGUCGCGAGCCUGCGACAGCUGUAGAUCAAAGAAGGACAAAUGCGAUGGAGUUCAACCGGUGUGUUCAACAUGUGCCUCGCUAUGCCGCCCAUGCACCUACAAGGCCAAUCCGAAGAAACGAGGUCUGCCCACUGGCUAUAUCCGCUCACUCGAACUACUCUGGGGGCUUGUCUUCCAGAAGAUAAAUGGAAGUGAAGAUGUCAUGCGCGCUUUGAUGAGAUCCGUCAACCUACCUAGUCACCUUGCCACAAUGGGCAAGGAAGCCGAAGGCUCAGACACCCUGCUAUCCUCCUUCAAGAACAGUACCGUUUUGAGGGACAUUGAGCGAAUGCUGGUCGUUUUAGAACAACCCGAGGAGGAGAGAGAUCGCAGUCUGCAAGCAUACGGCGAGGGGGACACUCCCUUGGAUGUUGAUGGCAUCCUGGCCUCUUCUGACGCUCAGGAAUGGCAGAUCCCAGAAGGACUAGAGGCACGCGAGACACCUCUCUCGGGGGUAUCUCCGGGCCGCACUUCCAUGUUCAGCUCUGCUCCCCGGCCUCUCGUAUACCGCACCCGAGAUUCUGGAGCCCAAACAUCAAUCUCAGAAGAAUUUCAUUCACCAACCCUCGCUAUUUCCCUCAACCCCGACGACCCCAGAGCGAUCUCAACCAGCUCCCCACUCCAACUCCCGUACAACGCCUGGCCUCUUCUUGACAUUUAUUUCUCAUACACUCAAUGUUGGCUUCCCAUACUGGAAAAGCAUGACAUCCUCCGCACGGCUUUUCAAUACACUGAAGGCGAUGUGUACAUGACCCGAACAGCACCUGGUUCUGGCGACCAUGCUGCCCUAUGGGCCGUCCUUACCCUUGCCUCCCUUCAAGACGCAUCUAUCACAGCUCGGGAGGCCGAUCACUCAUCAGUUCGAACAAACCCUUCACAACUUUACAACACCGCGCGGGACCUGAUCCCCGCGGAGACUGGUCCAUACGAAGUUGGGCAUGUUCAAGCCUUGCUUAUCCUGUCUCUGAUCAAAUUUGGACAGCAGGAAUGGACAGCCGCCUGGAUGCUGGUCGGUCAUUCAGUUAGAAUUGCACAGACGCUAGGCCUUGACCAGCCCUCCUUCCCUUCAGCAGCCUCGAGGUCCCCCGAACAAGGCAAGCAAUUAGGACGAGCUCGGCACGUGUUUCUGGGUUGUUUUGUGCUGGAGACCCUCAUUGCAGAACAAACCUCACAGUGUCCAUCAUUACGAAAGGACGACUUAGCUCGAGUUGGAUCAAUAAAUGAAGAUGGGUUAGAAGAAUGGCAUCCCUGGGAAGAUAUGACUGGUCUACGACCGACACAAGCAUCUCGAGCCUCCAUGCAGCGGGGACCACUCAAUGCGUUGAGCACAUUCAAUCGUCUUGUGUCUCUUGUCUCCAUUUUGAAUGACCUUUGCUGCUAUAAGCAAGACCCAACCAUUUCCCGAUCACAAUUGGAGUCGCUUGAGCUCACUUUACAUCGCUGGGCGGCCGCUUUACCAAAGAGCCAUCGGGUAGACCUGCAAAGUCGCCCACUCAAGGUGGCAUCGCCGCAUAUUUUUUCACUCGAAAUGGUCUAUCAAAGCAUCGUCUCGGCCUUGAGCUUACAGAUCGCUACGCGGGAGAGUGAUCAAAAUAUCCCUGAGAUGCCCCACAAGGCACGUGCCAUCGAUAGCUCGAGUCGGUUAUUAAGUUGUCUUCAAAUAUACCUGGAGACAUACAGCCUGUCAGCGACCACACCUAUCUUUGGUAUGAUAUUGAGAUACUGCCUUCCUCGAUCCUUCUCGCGCGACCUCGUAUCGGACGUUGAGCUUAGUCUCCGGAAUAAGAUACAAUCAUAUUCAUCACAUCUGGUGCAGCUUUGGUCUGUGUCCGACCGGCCACUCACCGGCCAGACAACUGCUCAAAGAAGCCAGGGGACAAUGGCAUCACCUGCGAUGUCGCAGCAGCCCGAUCUUUCAGCAACUGAAGAUCCAACAAUGAGUCAUGUUUUCCCGCCUUCAAGCACUCCUCGUCAUCUUGCUGGACCUGCAGAACCACAUGGUCCUGGUUCGGCACAUCCGGUAGUAUCGACUCCCGAUCCUUUCACCUCUGCUCCGUGGCUCAGGACCACUCAGAAUAUGGAUGAUGGAGCACAGUUGCUGUCCACGCCCACCCCUUCUUUGACCACCAUUGGCGGCGCCUCGGAGGUCUCAGGACAACCAGGCCAUCUAGAUGGGGGUCUAGGCAGUGGUCUUCGCCAGUCUACCUCCGCCCCUUCAAAACCCCACCCUGACCCUGGCCCAGGAAUGCUCCCGGAACUUGCCCCGCAAUUCCCCCCAGGUACACAAUACCACCCACAACAAUAUCAAGAUCCACCUCUUGGUAUGAGUCCUUUCGUCGACAUGGAUGGUUAUGGCCCACCACGCCGACAGCAGCGAAUUGCUCCGGAUCUCGAUGCACUAUUCGACGAAUUGGCGUCGCUGGACGGUGCUGAAAAACCCGACAAUCAACCCGAAUUCAUGCAAAAUCUGGGCUUCGUCUCUGAUUCAGGGGUGCCGGAAAUUUACUCGUUUUCGAGUCAAAUUGAGCCGUUCCUGCUGGCCCAGACGCAACAAAUACCGAGCAAUGGAUCAACCUCCGGAGUUCGGAGGGAGUCACAGUCCCUCAGCAUGUCCGGAACGCCGAAACGAUAA